Heteronotia binoei (common prickly gecko) is the source of this 1800-nucleotide messenger RNA. It is a transcript of the gene C2H6orf89, whose product is annotated as chromosome 2 C6orf89 homolog. The record is from RefSeq and is a predicted model, not a curated record. Gene Ontology annotation, cellular component: Golgi membrane; nucleolus. NCBI's taxonomy places the organism in Eukaryota, Metazoa, Chordata, Lepidosauria, Squamata, Gekkonidae. The coding region runs from base 58 to 1164 and encodes 368 amino acids. The transcript has 8 exons.
GAGAAAGAUUUGGCACUCCGGAACGCUGGUGGUGAAGAGGAGGCGCCAUUGCGGUGGAUGUGCGGCCUCGCCCCGGAAGCAGGAAGAUCCGGCCCCGCUGGCUUGCACGGGAAUCCCACUUCCAUGCUCGAGCCCUCCCUCCAGCCUUGCGGGACUCCUCCGGGCGGUUUCUGGGAGGUCAUGGAGCUUUCUGCCAGUGAACUCAGCAUUUAUGAUAAACUCUCAGAGACCAUUGACUUGGUGAGACAGACUGGUUACCAGUGUGGUAUGCCUGAAAAAGCCAUAGAGAAAUUCAUCAGACAACUCUUGGAGAAAAAUGAACCCCAGCGGGGACCUCCACGAUAUCCCCUUUUGAUGGUUCUUUAUAAGGGCCUGAUUACCUUGGGGUUAGUUUUACUAACUGCAUAUUUUAUGAUCCAGCCACAUACCCUUUCAUCACCUGAGACUACACUGACCAAAGCCCAUGUAUGGGGCUCCCUCAUCAGUCAUAUCCGACUGCUGCCUUUGCCCAUCACCAAGAAGUAUAUGCUGCGGAAAUGUCAAGACUGGCGGAGCCUGGAUUGUAGACAGAAUGUUUCUCUGACUGCCAAUUGCUCUUGCUGUUGUUCCAUGAAAAAUCUUGGGGCAGCAGCUGACCUAGGAGAGCUAUCAGAAAAUCUCCUGCAAUCGCAGCCUCUUGUCAUCAAGACAGGACAGUAUCGGUCUUAUGAUGAAAUGAAGCAUUUUCAGUCUCUCUACCCUGAUCUGAUAAAUUUUGUGAUACAUGAAGAUUCAGCUGAAGUCAGGAGCAGCCAUCUGGGGCAGGGCCUUCUAUAUCACUUUUUCCGGGAAAAAACUCUGAAUAAAAGUCAGAUUAUAGAGGAGAUUUUCCCCAUCUUCUCUUCAUUGUGGUUCCCAACCUCUGUUUCCUUGGAAAGCUGUUUUCUCAUCCAUCACCCAAAACUUCAGGAUAAGACUUACAGGCUACAGAGCGCCUUUGUGGUUGGAAGUGGUCGGCUUACCUUACAUGCUGCUCCUUCAUCAUUGUGCAGAGAACAUUGCCAGAUGCUGGUGGUGGAGUUAGAAGCCGGGGAUGUUGGCUUUGUGAACAUGGAAUAUUGGACAACAAGUUUUAAUUCUAUGGGAUCAGAGCCUGCCGUUGUUUGUGAUGGAUCCGCCAGCUAAAAACACUUGAGAAAGAACCCAGAUUCAGUAUGAGAAAACUGCACAAUCAAAGACAAGGAAGCAGAGUACAGAAGAGAUGAGGAUGAUGUAGCCUCAAUUUCCAAGGAUGUGGUUUUCCUUAUUCUGCACAUCUUGCAGCGAGGGAGACUGUACACUUUAAAGGGGCAUCUUCAUCAGACCUUCAAGAUAAUAUGGACCCUUCCUUAAAUGUAUCAGACGUAAUUGGAGGAGCCCAAGAUUUCUCUGUUUUCACAUAGAGUUGUCCUUGAAAGUCAGUGGAAGGGUUCGGAAAUGGGAGAGGAUCUGUGCUCUUUGUGAGCACCACUUUCUGACACGUCAGAUGGAGUUCUUACUAAAUACUUCUUUCCAGACAUCCUGGAGAUGUAUUGUCCAGACUGCUUACUAGUCUGUAUCUGGGUCACUUCUACAAAAGGAACAAGUUACUGAAAUGUAAUCUGAAGCCUGAGGACACAAUUGCGGGAGGAAUCUGCUCUGAUCUGGUUCUGUGUUACAGCCUGGGCACAGAAAUUUCAUCUGCAGCUGCAACCUUUGCCAUGAUGUGAUGACUCUUCUGCAUUAUCAUAAUAUUCAAGCAUAAUUCUUUCCAGUAAAAUCUACUAUAUUUGCUCCCCUAAC